AUGGUUCAACAGAACGGUCGAUUCGAGCAAAUAUUCAUCAGUCUUGACAAGAAUGACAAUGAAGCUCAAGAUGAACUCAUCGGUCUGAUGAUCAUGGCUAGGGAUCAGGGAAGACUCCACUAUGAGAAGGUAGUCCACAACGCAGCACGCGACGCAGACUUUCUUCCCGUUCAGCAAGUCAACGGCAGUACGUCGCGGUUGGACUACGGUGUGGGCAAGGACGCUUCCGGCUUUGAGCAGAUUGUUAGGGAUGUUGUGAAGAGCUUCGUGAAAGACGACAUUAUCGACGUUAUAACGACAGUUGUACAGGACCACUUCGAAGAUCUUAUGGACCUCCCGGUCAAUAAACCCGGGUCCAUCAUAAAAUCGUCGCAAUAUGCGAUCACGGUUGAUCGUCUUGGAAGAAUCGGCCGUAUCGACUACUUCUUGUUCUACUACAGGUUCCGCUCCAGUUCCUUAUCGACUAAGGUUGAGGAUUGCCUGGUCACGUCGGCGGUCUUCUCUUCCGUGGUCAUGGAUGACCUCAACGAAGAUGAGCUUCUGGCGACGGUGCAUAACGAAUAUGCCAUGGGGCUGGAAGGUGAGACCUGUGAGCAGAUCAAAGAGCGCCAGGAGAAAAUCAAUGGCAUUUUUGAAAAAGUUUUCGAGGAUUUCAAGUCGAAGAGCGCCAGAAGGCAUCCGUAG
Coniosporium apollinis CBS 100218 is the source of this 684-nucleotide messenger RNA. RefSeq lists its product as uncharacterized. Lineage: Eukaryota; Fungi; Ascomycota; Dothideomycetes. The coding region runs from base 1 to 684 and encodes 227 amino acids. The transcript has 3 exons. The record is from RefSeq and is a predicted model, not a curated record.